GCCACACUUAGAAAAGCCGUCAUAGAUACAACCAGCAAAGCGAAGAAUUUGCUUAUUUUUGCAAUUUAAACUAGGAAACUGAUGAAGGCGGAGACUGUAAGUGUGGAUCUGAGAUACGAACGCUACAGCAUAGUAAGUAAUGCCAAAAUCGUAGGCGCAAUUCGACUUUAUAGUGUGCGUGAAUUGAAAAAGCAAAAAGAUAUUACAAGUGAAUUGUGUACAAGAAAAGACGCAAGAGAAAAGAAGAAGAAAAACGGAAAAUAUUAAAUUUAAAAAACGAGGUUCUAGAGCGGACAUCUUCGAUAGAUAGCCGGCCAUUUUUUUUUUGUAAUUUUUUAUAAAAGUGUCUCGCCAUGAGCUUUUUGCCCGGCGAGCCGUUGCCGCCUGGAUACGAGGAGGAUGAAGUGGCCAGGCCGGCGAUUAUCCAAAAGCAGAUUGAAAGCUACAGUGGAGGACCCCUUCUGGGGACAGAGUACGCCAUUGAACUCCACGAGGUCGGUCAACCGCGUCCCGACUACUACUGCGUCCUGUGCCAAACUUGCAACGACAGCCGCUCCAUCUUCGUGCACUGGACCUCGCUGGCGCAUCGGGCCAAGUACCUCCAGACGCACUUUCAGAAGGCCUACGACGUGCUCCAGAAACUGAAGCGCAUUCCUAACAGUGCCGGCGAUCUGGUUAUCGCCACCGGGAAUCUAGCUCAGCUAAUCGAGAAGCACUUUGGGCGGCCGCGUCAGGUGACGACGUCGACCAACGAGGAGUUCCGCCGCCACCGAGACAAAAUGUUUAACCAGGUGAGGGACAAGUUCCACUUCGACGAGAGUUCUGGUUCCGAUUUUGUGGAGCAGGCCCAUGGCGUACUCCGUGAGCUUAAGUCCGACGAUCCCAGCAUCAAGAUCAACCUGAAGAUCAACGAGCCCGAGAAGCGCGAGGAAGGCAACAUCAUCUCCCUGGACGCCAUAUCCAGUGACGAUGAAAGCUUCGGCCCCGGACCUGGCCCCGGAGUGGCUAACGAAACAUCAAAAAAGACGCCGGGCAAUCGAGGCGCGAACAGCUCGCCUCCGGCUCCAGGCGCCGACAAGUCGAAGCACCUUCAACACCUGCCCACGCCAAAGGAACUGUCCAUCCAGGCUAACAUGAUUGCGCAGGAGCGCUACAAGUGGGAGAAGUUCCGCUGCCUUCUCGAAAUCCAGCUGAAAAAGCUUCGCGACGAGACGGAGACCUACGAGUCAAAUCCUGAGAAGCAUCCGGACUAUCCGGACGAGUGGAAGCAGUUCUGGAAUAGGCGCUAUAAGCAGUUGCAGGAGGAAAAGAAGGUGGAUCCCAACCACUACGACUACAAACCGGAGUGGAUUGCCUAUUGGAAGGACCGCCGCAUCGAAUUAUUCAAUAUAGCCGUCAACAAGAUCAAGAAGGAGCUCAAGGAAAAGUUCAAGCUGGGCGACGACGACGAGGGCAAGACCAAGGAGCUAAUGGAGCGCUAUAGGAUCCGGGUCUCUAGUCCGAGGGAUCCCAGUGUUGCCGUCAAUCGUCGCAAGCUAGCCCCCAGGAACGCUGGUCGCCCAGCUGGAGGCGGUCCAGCGGGUCCGGCUGCUGUGGAAGCGGUAAUAAACAUAAGCGAUGACGAAGGCUCCCAGCCAGCAAGUCGAAAUCGUCCCGCCUAUCGCCGAACCGAUUCCCGCUCCAUAUCGCCCAAGCGCGGUGGCGGACGUCGGCCAGCAAGGCGCUCUCGGAGUCGCUCGCCGCGAAGACACUUCAGACGCGGCUCUUCCCGUUCCCGUUCCCGCUCGCGCAGCUUGCGACGGCGGUCGCGCUCUCCCGGCUAUCAUCGCAGACGCGGGGGCCGGCAUUCCAGAGACAGAAGCCUGUCGCCCAGUCCGCGGGAGUACCCAGAUCGUCGCAGCUUUGACAGGGAACGCUCUAGUGAGUUCUAUCGCGGAGGAGGAGGGGAUAGCUACAACCGCCCGCCUCGGAGUUACGACCACAUAGAAAGUUUUCGCGUGAUGGACUCGCGCGUUUAUCCAGAGUACAGUUUGCCAAAGGUCCGAUCCAGGUCGCCGUCCACCUCUGCCCCCAAGGACAAGGAGCCGGCGGAGCUCGUAGAAGAAGGACCUCUGACCGUAGUCAGUGUGCUGCGCAUGCUGUCCGCUGUGGAGGACCACUUGGGCAGCUUGGGACCAAAGGCACUUAACCUCCUGAGCAAGGCUUUAGCCAUGGAAAUGGUGCAGCCGAAUGCCGCGGACAACCUCCUGCUCAACGAGGACAAUUGCGUCUUCCUUGAGACCACCAAAGAGAAGCUGAAGGGCAUCCUCAUCGCAGAGGUCCUGGACGACCCGCACAAGGUACGCGUGGUCAAGAAACUGAUCACAAACAUUGCGGCCAUCAUUUUCCAGGUCAACUCCCGGGGUCCCAGCGAAUCCUCGGACGCAAACGCCAAGGCCGGGAACGAGGCGAAGCCGCUUUCCUCCACCUUUCAGCUGCCCUUCGACCGGAACGUGCUGGCUCCGAAGCUGGCCAGUGCGCUGGUGGUCAAGGGCUACUUCGACGUGACCACCGAUGACAUGAACAAGCUGCUCCACUUCUUCGGGCUACUGGCAAAGACUGACAAGCAGCGUCGGGAGGUGUACAAGGACACGCUCGACUUCGACGAGGUGCGUGCUAGGCUGGGUUUGUCCAGGGAGUCAAAGUCCGCGAAGGGGACCGGGCCGACGGCCUCAGGCGACUCUGAGUCCACGCCCAUUGGCAUCGACCUGGACGAACUGAUGAAGGAGGUGGAAAACCAGCUGCACAAGGAGUCAGGAGACGCGGGCGCGGGAGGAGCCGGAAAGACGAACGAAUCUUCAUCGGGCAGCAACGGAUUGAUGGAGUCCCUGACCGAUUCGGACCUGCAGACGCUACUCCAGAACUUCAAGUUCCUAUCCAGCGAGGAGCAGGUACAUCUGAUUGGACAUUUGCGGAAACUGGAGGUCCAGGAGCCGACUCGCGUCGAAAGGCUUAGAAAAUUCGUGAACCUGGCCGAGCUGAGCGGCGACGGCGAGUCCUGCAGUGACUUCUUGUCGCGUGUUGUUGCUAAGACGGGUGUUGACAAGUCAUCGGCAUCAUCGUCACUGCGAGGAGCUGCCCUGACGGGUGGUGGCUCAUCCUCGGGUGCCUCGGCUGCCUCUGCCUCCCUGUCCUCCCUGACAGCGCGGCGUCGCAGCUCGGAGCGGGAGAGCGGAAGCCGGGACCUGGCAAACCUCCCAAUCAACAAGCCGAGAUCAGUGGGCCGUGGAUCACCCUCCUUCGUGAUCGAUGACGACGAGGACGACGACGAUGACGACUACAACUUUGACGAUCUAGUGAUGAAGGCCUGCGACACCAAUGGAUCCGCUGGCGGCGGAAGCGGUGGUAACAAGGCUGGAGCCGCCCCGGUCUCUGCGCCCUCGGAAUCCUCUACGAAUUCGUUGACUUUCAAGCCUGCAGCUCCAAAGAUCUCUCUCGCCGACACGGAAACCAUUAUUGCCAAUCUGAUGGGCACCCUGAGCAAGGGGACGGGCUCGCAGGGGGGUUCUCUUUCGGGUUCGGGCUCAGGUCUAGGAUCGGGAGACCGAGGUGGAUCGGUUCGCAACUUCAACAUGAUGAAUCCGCAUCAGUCGAGUCAGAGUGUCAACCAGCAGCAGCACCCACAUCCACUUCCGCAGCAACAACACCAGCAUCAGCAACAGCAACAGCACCAACAGAUACAGCAUCCACAGUUCGGGAAUCCGAACCAAGGCUAUCCGACGCAGCAGAUGAGCGGGGUACCUGAUCCGUAUGGAAACCAGCAGGGCUAUGGUGGCUACCAGUAUGGAGGCGCUAGCGGCAUGCAGCCGCAGUUCCCCGGACAUACCGGAUACGGAGGACCCGGCAUAAAUCCCUGGGCCAGCAACGAUCCCUCGCAGCAGCAGCCCCAGUACAACCCGAUGCCCCAGGGCUACAUGCAGCAGCAGGCUCACUACAACAACGUGUACGGCGGUCGUCAAUAGACCCUCCACGCCACAAACUAGGGAUAGUGUUUAGCUUUAGCUCCGAAGUCAUCGAUGCGAAGGGGUGCCUCCGUGGGCAGCCCGUGCCCGAGAAUGCGGUUAGUUGAUAAGUGACUAAAAGAUACCAGGUCUUUUGCCGGAACAAACUCUUUGUUUUCAGGUUUGGGACGCGGAAUAAAAAUGGACUCGAAAGAAUGUUCACACCUCAAUGUUUUUUUCUCGCACGCGGGAGCGCUGUAACCUGAAAUUCACAAACUCUUAAACCAUUUGAAGUGGACGUGCAAGCAUGUAUUGUUAGCCUUAAGUGAGUUGCCGCAAAACCACCUUGUUUGAUAAUAAAGAUGAGAAAAAACGCAUUUCCGCAGAUGAUGAGAAACUGCAAACGAGAAACGUUCCCAAAAACCCCUUCCUAGUGUUAACCUUAAAAAGAAAUCAAAAGAUGUAUCUACUUUGUUGUAUUUAUUAUUUCUCAAAAGCUGUACUUGUGGCUUUGAGUUCCCCCGUCACCAGGGGUGGCCUGAAACCCAUCCAACUUCGGGACUACGGAGUACAUUUGAAAUACUUUUGAAGUGUCUGUGUAUUAGUUUGCAGCAAAAAAUUUUUGUUAAAACUCCAAAUAAAAUUCGGUGAGCCUAGUCAA
Messenger RNA from Drosophila ananassae, 4641 nucleotides. RefSeq lists its product as uncharacterized. NCBI's taxonomy places the organism in Eukaryota, Metazoa, Arthropoda, Insecta, Diptera, Drosophilidae. The coding region runs from base 354 to 4001 and encodes 1215 amino acids. The transcript has 3 exons. The record is from RefSeq and is a predicted model, not a curated record.